UUAGGAAGGAAACCAGGAAGAAAUCUGGUUAACAAUAAGUUUACUUAGUUGUUUAGGAAAAUAAAAGACUAAAAUGCAACUACAAUUACUGUUAUGAUAUUAUUAUGCAAAUAGAAAAUUUCAUCAAAGUAAUUAUUUAAUAGAAUGUCCAACUUAAAAAAUCACACAUGAAAAAAGUUGUGACUUCUGUUUUAAUAUAUAAGAUUAGCUAUGAAAAUCAUAUUUUCUAGCUUUUAUUAAAUGCUUUGAAUAUUUUUCAAAAUAAAUCUAUAGCAAAUGAAUUAAAAUCAAAAUAAAAAAGUUACAGCCUAUUUCUAUAGUAAAGAAACUAAUGGAAUAACAAUAACCAAUUAGUUCAAAUAUGUGUAUGCAUAUUAAGGACAUUUCCAAUUUUACUCUAUAUUUUAAUCUAAAAUGGAGUAAUGAACAAAAAUAGAAUAUUACUCCAUUACUCCAUUUAUAGAGUAGUGUUUUUAUUUUGUGUUCAUUACUCCAUUUUAAAGUAAAAUAUAAAGAGGAAUUGGGAUGCUCUAAUACCAUAUAAACUUGCUUUUUAAAUGUAGUAAAAAAAAGACUUGCUUUUGAAUUGAAUGAUUCAUAAAUGCAAUAAAAUAGAGUAAAAGUAUUUAAUGUAUGGACUUUGAUCAACAAAAUAUUUAAUGUAUGGACAAAUUUAGUCGUACGUUUUUUUUGUAUAUAUAUUUUACAUGGUAAUAGAUUUAUUGUGGUACUCGGUACAAACAUUUAUUAUACGUCUGAUAGAAAAAAAAAUAAGAUGGGAAAAUAUUUACUAUGUUUUUUCCUUGUCCUCCUUUCUGUUGAUUCUAUAAACUCUUAUUUGAUGCCUCCUCUCUUCAGAAAAUUCAAUAUUGAAAUUGUAAACCAGCUAGGGUUUCAGAAAAAACUCAAGGUUCAUUGCAAGAGCGGAAGUCAUGAUUUUCCGAUUACUUAUCUUAAUAUCGGCGAAAAUUUUCAAUUUAAAUUUACCAUCAACCUAAAGACUCUGUAUUGGUGUGAUCUAUGGCAGGGACCAAAUUACAAACACCAUGUGGUUUUUAAUGCGUUUCUUCCAGACAAAGAUUUUAUAGAUGGUACGUGUACUGGAAUGGACCCUAAUGUAUGUAGGUGGAUCGCAAAAGAAGAGGGAGUCUAUGUCCUCAACAAGCAAUUUCACGGGGAAUAUUUCAUGUAUAAAUGGGAUGCUCCCUCAAGAAACACUCGAGUGGGUGCACCUGCGAGUGAAUAUGAAUGAGUUCAAUGAUCUAUAAAUAUAUAUAGUACCAUAUAUUAUCUUUGUACAGUAUUACUAUUAUCAUGUAACAACAAUAAACAAUAAUAAAGAUUUAUUAAA
Messenger RNA from Brassica napus (rape), 1351 nucleotides. Its product is annotated as S-protein homolog 21-like. The transcript is spliced from 2 exons. Lineage: Eukaryota; Viridiplantae; Streptophyta; Magnoliopsida; Brassicales; Brassicaceae. The record is from RefSeq and is a predicted model, not a curated record. The coding region runs from base 776 to 1252 and encodes 158 amino acids.